UCCACCUCUCUCUCCGGCAGGACUCGUCAGAGUCGGUGACAACAACAGCAGGUGUUCUACUACUACUUCCGCUUUCACGACGUCAGCGGCCUUGCUUUGCGGCAGCAACGCAGCCCGGGCCGGUCAUGGACGUGUUAGAGGGGCUGUUCGGGAGCGAUGGCGACUCUGAUAAUGAACAGAAGGCUGACGGUAGAUCUCCGACAGGAGGCUCAGAUUCUGGGUCCGGGUCCGACUCAGAACCAAGGAACAUUGUCUCCGUUAGUACUCCAUCUAGAAGCGAGAGCGAGCAUGAUGAGGAGGACGAUGGACAUGCUGCAUUGAAGCCUAGCAACAAAGAACUAUUUGGGGAUGACAGUGAGGAUGAAGCUGGAUCACAACAUAGUGGUAGUUACAACCGCUCAGAGAGGUCAGAUAAUCAGUCUGAAGCUAAUGCUCACUCUGAUCAAGAAGAAAAUGACCAGUCAGAUGCUGAACAGCACAGUGGAUCAGAAAACUUUAAUGAUGAAGAUGAGGAUGGAGGGCACAGGUCUGACCACAGUAGCCAUCGUUCUGAUGCAGAAGGGUCAGAAAAAGAUGCUCAUUCGGACAAUGAGAAAUGGGCCAGGGAGGAUAAGAGCGACCAGUCAGAUGAAGAGGAGAAAAUACAAAACUCUGAUGAUGAGAUCCAGCAUUCAGAUGAUGAAGGAAAUAUGCAAUCAGAUGAAGAGAGGCCAAGGCAAUCUGAUGGUGAAGAACAUGAAGACCAUCAGUCUGAGGGAGAGGAUCACAGACGCCAUCAUUCCGAAGAUGAUGAAAAUGAGAGACAUUCGGAUGAUGAGAGGCAGCACUCAGACAUAGAAGAGCAAGAACCCCAAAGAUCGGAUGAUGAGGAACCAAGACUUCAAAAUUCAGAUGAUGAACAAGACCACCAUAGAUCCGAUGACGAGCUGCAGCGCUCUGAUGAUGAAGAUGAGCGAGAGCGCCGGCCGUCAGAUGAUGAACGGCGGCAACAUUCGGAUGAUGAAGAGAUUGAACGGCAACAUUCAGAUGAUGAGCAACAACAUUCAGAUGGGGAAGAACAAGAGCGCAAAUCAGUAUCUGGCAAAGGCAGCGACAGUGAAGAGGAAGUUGUGCGACAUAGACAUAAGAGAGCGAUAGCAUCAGACUCUGAAGUAGAUAGUGAUGGAGAGACGGCAAAAGUGGGAAACAAAGACGCUGCUGAUCUGUUUGGAGAUGCGGAUGAUAUUUCUUCCGGCAGUGAUGGAGAAAAGCCUCCCACUCCAGGACAGCCCAUGGAUGAAGAUGGGAUUGAUCAGGAUCAGCCAGAAGAGGAAGCUGUCCCUGAGACCAGAAUAGAAGUAGAGAUUCCCAAAGUGAACACAGACCUGGGGAAUGACUUGUACUUUGUCAAGCUUCCCAACUUUCUCAGUGUUGAGCCUAGACCCUUUGAUCCUCAAUAUUAUGAAGAUGAGUUUGAAGAUGAAGAAAUGUUGGAUGAAGAAGGUAGAACUAGGCUGAAAUUAAAGGUGGAAAAUACAAUCCGAUGGAGAACACGACGGGAUGAAGAAGGAAAUGAUGUUAGAGAGAGUAAUGCACGUAUUGUUAAAUGGUCUGAUGGCAGCAUGUCAUUACAUUUGGGGAAUGAGGUUUUUGAUGUGUACAAAGCUCCAUUGCAAGGGGACCACAACCAUCUUUUUAUCAGACAAGGAACCGGUUUACAAGGUCAGGCUGUAUUUAAGACGAAGCUUACAUUUAGGCCUCAUUCUACAGACAGUGCUACUCACAGGAAGAUGACGCUGUCUCUUGCAGACAGAUGCUCGAAGACUCAGAAGAUCAGGAUCCUUCCAAUGGCAGGACGUGACCCAGAGUCUCAGAGAACAGAGAUGAUUAAGAAAGAAGAGGAAAGACUGAGAGCCUCAAUCCGCAGAGAGUCGCAGCAGCGUAGAAUCAAAGAAAAGCAGCACCAGCGCGGUUUGAGUGCAAACUACCUGGAGCCUGAUCGAUAUGAUGAUGAUGAGGAAGGAGAGGAGUCAAUAAGCUUGGCAGCCAUUAAAAAUAGAUAUAAAGGUGGACGAGAGGAACGAGCCCGGAUCUAUUCAUCUGACAGCGAUGAAGGCUCAGAUGAUGACAAAACUCAGCGGCUAAUGAAAGCAAAGAAACUUAACAGUGACGAAGAGUCAGGAGAACCCUCAGCAAAGAGAAAGGCAGAGGAUGAGGAGAAAGUGAACAAGAAGCACAAGAAAUAUGUAAUUAGCGACGAAGAAGAUGAGGAUUUGUAACGUAUGUGUGUAUAUAGGUUAUGAGUGUGCACUGGCCUAUGUUGUAGGUCAUUUAUUUGUUUCGGUUACUCAGAUUUUUGUGUAGUAAAUACAUUUUACAAAAUA
This is a messenger RNA of Pseudophryne corroboree (corroboree frog), 2363 nucleotides long. It is a transcript of the gene LEO1, whose product is annotated as LEO1 homolog, Paf1/RNA polymerase II complex component. Bases 126 to 2258 code for a protein of 710 amino acids. Gene Ontology annotation, biological process: transcription elongation by RNA polymerase II; positive regulation of transcription elongation by RNA polymerase II. The transcript is spliced from 12 exons. Gene Ontology annotation, cellular component: Cdc73/Paf1 complex; nucleus. Gene Ontology annotation, molecular function: RNA polymerase II C-terminal domain phosphoserine binding. The record is from RefSeq and is a predicted model, not a curated record. Lineage: Eukaryota; Metazoa; Chordata; Amphibia; Anura; Myobatrachidae.